This is a messenger RNA of Durusdinium trenchii, 1680 nucleotides long. The record is from the annotation of a GenBank genome assembly. Lineage: Eukaryota; Dinophyceae; Suessiales; Symbiodiniaceae.
AUGCACCAAUUCAUGCCGGGUGAGAGCAAUCUGAAGGAAAAUGCCCGAUCACCCGAGCGUCGGGAGAACUCUCGUCCGCCCCUGCGGGAAGUCCAACUGGCCAACGUGGAAGCUGAGCUGAAGCAGAUUUGCUCGACCUCUUUGGAGGCAGAGACCUCGAAGCGCCGAAGCAGUUGGGCCGCGGACAUCGAGUUUCGCCUCUCGCUCUUCGAGGCCGAGGACGCGGUGCUGCCGGCGUCACGUGGUGCGCCGGUGCUGCCGGUGCUCGGUAUGGAGCAGGUGAGGAUGGAUGAUCUGAAGGAGGAAGUGAAGGAAGUGAAGGAAGUGAAGGAAGUGAAGGAAGUGAAGGAAGGCGGUAUCUGUGAGACAUCGGAAACAGAUGCAGAUGGGGAAGCAGCCGCGAUUGAAACACUGGGAUCUGAGGAGCAGAUCCAUAUGGAAUCUCCAGAGGUUGAAAGUGAGUUGGACUUACCAAUUCCACGAAAUACCGGGGAGACCUCAGACUCAGAUUGGCCGACGCCGCCAGACAGCCCCAUCCAAAGUGCUUUUAGCUUUGCCAAGAGCUUUGAAUGUCCAAAGAUGACUCCGUCUGUGCAUUCCGUUUUCGAGGUGGAUACGAUUUCCUUUAGCUCAGAGGCUUCGCACAGUUCAAGUCCCAAAGCCCUUCCUCCGGCACUCACCGAGCGCAGCGAGCGCAACGAGCGCAGCUCGCACUGCGCAGCUCGCUGUGAAGCUCCAUCAUUCUCGACGGAUGUCGCCGUGAAGCGAGGCAAGUCGGUGUCGCCGGUGAAGAGGUUGGAAGCCUUGCCAUCAUGGAGUUUUGACACUUUGAGAGGCGAGCUGAACACCUUCCAAAGGUCUUUGCUGCGAGAACAAGAGAGAACAGAGAAACUGUCCAAGCUGAACCAGCAGCUUCAGCAGCUUCAGCUUCCAUCGCCAAGUCGGUCGAGAUGCCAAAGUCCGAGCUUGAAAAGAUCACGGUCAGGCCCAAUCCAGGUCCACACUCGCAGUGAAGCUUGGAUGGAGAGGAGGAAAGAGCGGCAUUACGCUCUCAGAGAAGAAAAAAGAAGAGAGGAGCAGCGAGAAUGCACGUUCCAACCUUUCGGGGUGUCGAAGCCGCGAUCACCUCGAGUCCAGCAAGACUUCUACAAUCGGCAGGUGCAAUGGCAGCAACUGCUGCAUGAGAAGUGGGACCAGGAACGCCAGCGACAGCGCCAGUGUCAAGAGUUGGAAGAGAACCAAGGUGGUGUUCGCGAUCGUCCAGACGCCAGCGGCCAAAGCGCCUUCGAGCGUUUCCACCAGCGAAACCAGCAGUGGCAGAAAGCGCAUGCCGAGCGAGCGGCCCGAGCGCAAGCGAGAGCACAAAGUGCCACACCCAGGAUGCGCCGAGGUGAACCGAACGACGAACGUCGACCACGGCGACACGUCUUCGACGCAUGUCUCGUUGCGUCCUCUUCGGCCGUGCGACACGGCCCCACGACGCAGGGAACGGCCGUGGGUGUUCCGCCGUCCGAGCGGCGGACGUCCGAGCGGAGCCAAGUCUUCCAUCACCUGCUGCAGUUGCGACGUGCGCUGGUGGAGUCCAAGCCGAAAGCUGCGGUCGGCACCGCGCCCUGGCAGAAAGCUCUUCGGGUGGAGGUGGCUCGGUCACAAGGUGCCGGAGCUGCCCCGAAGCAUUAA